Mercenaria mercenaria is the source of this 1194-nucleotide messenger RNA. RefSeq names its product beta-1,3-galactosyl-O-glycosyl-glycoprotein beta-1,6-N-acetylglucosaminyltransferase-like. The transcript has a single exon. NCBI's taxonomy places the organism in Eukaryota, Metazoa, Mollusca, Bivalvia, Venerida, Veneridae. Gene Ontology annotation, cellular component: membrane. The record is from RefSeq and is a predicted model, not a curated record. Gene Ontology annotation, molecular function: acetylglucosaminyltransferase activity. The coding region runs from base 172 to 1194 and encodes 340 amino acids.
CGUUUGCUUUUAUAGGAAUUAAUUCUAUGAAUAAUUCUGAAAAAAGGAAGGAUAUGGUUUCUGAAGACUUGUAGCCUGCGCAGUCCACAUUCUUUUAUCCCACCUUUGCAUGUUCAAAGCGUGUCGGUACAAAACAGCCAAUAUUCUAUAUGCCCUAAUUCUUUGAGUGGAAUGUGUGCGAUAUCAGGAACUGCUGGACUUAAAAUAGUGAUAAUAUCUUUGCUUUUAUUGUUAAUAUACAUUUUGCAGUAUACUACCGUUCUAAAAGAUACGUAUUCCUCAGUGUUUAAUAACAUUGUCACAAAAAAUGCAGACAAUAGCACUGUGGAUCACUACAGAAAACAAAACCGAACACAUAUAAAAGCUAAUGAAAAUGCAAAUAUUGAAAAACUCCUACCGUACAAACAAAUGUUUACUGAUAUGCAUAACUUCAAACACGCGGGGAAGAACAGUCGCAAAUCACAAUAUAAUUCAAUUUUAAAAGGACCACUCAAUGUUUCGAAUGGUGACGUAUAUCUAACCCGUCAAGACCCUUUCGUAAAUGUGACGUCAUUUAAUUCUAACAAAGGAGAACAAUAUGAUUUAAUUAACAAACAGUUCUUUAUUCAUAACAGAAAUGUUAAGGAUAUCAACUGCCACGGGAUCAUCGAUGGAAGGGAUCUGGAAAUUAAUCGAGCUUUAUCCAUUAACGUUAAAGACAUACCUCUGUUGGCACCUAAACAUUACAUAGAAAUAACUAAGAACUGUACUUCUUUUAUCAACGACAGAGGAUAUAUCACACAUCAUCUGACGGAAGAAGAGAGAAACUUUCCUAUUGCCUACAGCAUUCUUAUGUAUAAAAAUGCAGAACAAGCUGAAAGACUUUUACGAGCAAUAUACAGACCACAAAAUAUUUAUUGUAUACAUGUGGACUCUAAGACAAAUGAUAUGAUUUAUAUGGCAAUGUCAAGCAUUGCAAACUGUUUCCAAAACGUUUUCUUAUUAAAUGAGAGAGUCAACGUUAAAUGGGGUAAAAUAUCUGUAUUGGAACCCGAACUUCUGUGUAUGGAACAAUUAUGGAGGAGAGACAAAACAUGGAAGUAUUUCAUAAAUCUCACGGGACAAGAAUUUCCACUGAAAACCAAUUAUGAGCUAGUGCAGAUUUUAAAGGCAUACAAUGGGUCCAAUGACGUAGAAUCGACUGUUACAAAGUAA